UGCAUUUUUUUCAACACAGUUUAAAAGAUAUGAUUAAGUCACACAGCUAAACGAAAAAAAAAUCGAUGUUAAAUGAAAAAUCUGUGACACUUUAUAAAACCGUGAUUUGAUGACUGAUAUGAGAAAUUUUAGUAUCUUUACAGCACGACACAAUAUAACGUAGUCGCUUACAACAAAUAUUUCAUUGCAGCUAGGAAAUGGAUAUCGCUGUGUACGAUAGAAUUCGCGGCGGAUACCGCGUAUUUAUUGGCGAUCUUGGGCCAAGAAUAGGAAAAUAUGAACUCGAAAAAGAAUUUAAACAAUACGGACCAAUCACAGACACCUGGGUUGCAAGGAAUCCCCCAGGUUUUGCUUUUCUGGUGUUCAAAUAUGCUGAAGAUGCAGAAAGUGCUGUGAAAAAGCUUCAUGGAAGACAUGUAUGUGGCAGAAGAAUCAGAGUGGAACAUGCUCGUCCGUUCGAGGAGCGCCGAAGACUACAGAUGGAGGAGCGAAGAAAUUCGUACAGGCCCCGAUAUUCCAGGUCAAGGUCACGAGAUAGGUAUAGAUCCAGAUCAAGGUCACGUGAUCGUCGAAGAUCAAGGUCAAGGGACCGAAAGUCAAGAUCACGAGAUCGUAAGAGGUCAAGGUCACGAUCAAGGACUAAAAAAUCAAAGAGGUCAAGGAGAUCCAGAACAAGGUCAAGGUCAGGUUCACGUAAAAGAAGAAACUCUCGCAAAUCUGGUUCCGUUGAUAAAAGAAGUAAAUCAGUCAGUCCCAAACGAGAAAAUGGGGAUGUAGAUAGGGACAAAUCAAAGAGCAAAAGUCGUGACAGAUCAACUGAAAGAAAAAAGUCUGAGUCAGAAGAUACAGAUGUAAAGAGAGAAAGGCGGUCCCCAAGUGAGGCCAGAUCAGAGAAGGACAGGCAGAACUCGGUCCCCAAGGAUGACACAGAUGAUGUUGCAAAAGAUAGGAGAAGUGAAAGUGAUUGAUGUGUUGAAAACUGACAUAGAGGAAAAGUGAAACCAGAGGUAUUUGAUACAUGUGUCAAACAGUGGUUGUUUUUGUUGAUCCACACAAAAAAAACACAACUUAACUGUGAACUGAUACGUGUUAAUGCACCAGAACGCUGUUGAACCAGAGGUGUUGCACUUCAAAUCACAGUUUUUCUUCAUAUACAGAUGAAAUUUACUGGAAUAAAUUCAGGAAGUCACAAAGAGAAUUAUGAUGUAUCUGUGAUUAUUAAUUGCACAUAUUUGGUUAGAGAAUGAUAUAUUUAUGUUACUUUGUGAUAAAAUCUUGACUUGUCAUAGGAAUUGAAGUUCAAAAUAUUUCAUGGUAAUAUUAAUUUCAUUUCAUUCAUAGAAUAGAGAAGUAUAAGGAUUUUUAUAGAAAAAUUAAAAUUUCAUGAAAUUCUGAAGCAUUUUCAGUCUGUUUGAUAUGUAUGAAUAAUUGCUGAUAUCAGUUCUGUAGUUGUACAAUGAGAUUGUAUAUUUAUAGUAAAAAUAAUGGAAUGUAUUUAUGAUCAUAGAUCAAUUUAUUGCUGUCCUGAGCACAAAGUGCUGAUGGUGAUCUUUUAGGGUCAUUGUAUGCCUGUCCAUCUCUGGUCCUUUAUUGGUUUGUUUACACUUUAGCAUGCACAUUUUUUGGGUUUUUUUUGUUGUUUUUUUCUCGAAGACCGACCCGCUUAGCUCAGUAGGUAGAGCGUUGGUCUACGGAUCGCGGGGUCGCAAGUUCGAUCCUUGGGCGGGGCGUAUGUUCUCUGUGACUAUUUGAUAAACGACAUUGUGUCUGAAAUCAUUAGUCCUCCACUUCUGAUUAAUGUGGGGAAGUUGACAGUUACUUACAGAGAACAGGUUUGUACUGGUACAGAAUCCAGGAACACUGGUUAGGUUAACUGCCCGCCAUUACAUGACUGAAAUACUGUUGAAAAACGGCAUUAACCCCAAAACAAACAAAUUUUUUUCAAAAUUUAACACAAUAGAUAUUUGUCAAGUUUGAUUACCGGCUAAAUUGAAACAUUUGGUCAAGAGUAAUGACCCUUGAUUUAUAAAAAAUACAUUAUACCUGUAACAGGAUGUUUUAGAAUCGAGCAUUGUCAUUUCUUCGAUAAUCUUAAUACUAUUUAUGCAGAGUGUUUAUACCAAUAUGAUUUUGGUUAAUGUUCAAUUACGGGCCAAAUCGGUAAAGGCGAAUGAUUUUUUAUGUGCCCUCCUCAACAUCAUGACAGACAGUUGGGUGAGCAGAUUUAGGGAAGUCAUUGUUAGUGUUACUAUAGACAGUCUGUGAAAUCAUUAAAUUUUAUGAGCCUGAAAUUUUAUGGUUUUGUCCAACAGCUAUUUCAUGGAAAUUAUGAAUAUGUAAAUUUAAGAUUUUGAAUUUAAGAUAAAUGGGGGAUUUUAAUUGUUUGUUAGGAUUUAAAUUCUCAGAUUAUUUCAACAUUGAAAUCCAGGAAAGUUUGAGUCUAUGAAUAUUAGUGAUAUCACAGUUUAGCUUGCGUUCUAUGCUAGUUUUUAGAGACGUCAUCCCGAGGUUGAAAGCGUGAUUAUUGUAAUACUGCUUUGCUGAUACAUCCAUAGUAAGAAUAGAAUUGGAAAACCUAGAAAUAAGUAUGUAUAGACACAAAUGGAAACAUGAAAUUUUGGGCAUAUAGAACAGUAGGAAUAUGUACUCUUGUAAAUAUCAACAUCAGGGCUGUUACAGUUAUACAAAAAUGUGGUUAUAGGUUUUAUAGAAAGUAAUUUUGAUACAUAGCUUUUUAGCUCACCUGUCACAAAGUGACAAGGUGAGCUUUUGUGAUCGCGCAGUGUCCGUCGUCCGUCCGUGCGUGCGUCCGUCCGUCCAUCCGUAAACUUUUGCUUGUGACCACUCUAGAGGUCACAUUUUUCAUGGGAUCUUUAUGAAAAUGGAUCAGAAUGUUCAUCUUGAUGAUAUCUAGGUCAAGUUCGAAACUGGGUCACGUGCCAUCAAAAACUAGGUCAGUAGGUCUAAAAAUAGAAAAACCUUGUGACCGCUCUAGAGGCCAUAUAUUUCACAAGAUCUUCAUGAAAAUUGGUCAGAAUGUUCACCUUGAUGAUAUCUAGGUCAAGUUUGAAAGUGGGUCACGUGCCUUCAAAAACUAGGUCAGUAGGUCUAAAAAUAGAAAAACCUUGUGACCUCUCUAGAGGCCAUAUAUUUCACAAGAUCUUCAUGAAAAUUGGUCAUGGGAUCUGUAUGAAAGCUGGUCUGAAUGUUCAUCUUGAUGAUAUAUAGAUCAAGUUCGAAAGUGGGUCACGUGCCAUCAAAAACUAGGUCAGUAGGUCAAAUAAUAGAAAAACCUUGUGACCUCUCUAAAGGCCAUAUUUUUCAUGGGAUCUGUAUGAAAAUUGGUCUGAAUGUUCAUGUUGAUGAUAUCUAGUUCAGGUUUGAAACAGGGUCAUGUGUGGUCAAAAACUAGGUCAGUAGGUCUAAAAAUAGAAAAACCUUGUGACCUCUCUAGAGGCCAUACUUGUGAAUGGAUCUCCAUAAAAAUUUGUCAGAAUGUUCACCUUGAUGAUAUCUAGGUCAGGUUUGAAACUGGGUCACGUGCCUUAAAAAACUAGGUCAGUAGGUCAAAUAAUAAAAAAACCUUGUGACCUCUCUUGAGGCCGUAUUUUUCAUGAGAUCUUCAUGAAAAUUAGUGAGAAUGUUCACCUUAAUGAUAUCUAGGUCAGGUUCAAAACAGGGUCACAUACCUUCGAAAACUAGGACAAUAGGUCAAAUAAUAGAAAAACCUUGUGACCUCUCUAGAGACCAUAUUUUUCAAUGGAUCUUCAUGAAAAUUGGUCAGAAUUUUUAUCUUGAUAAUAUCUAGGUCAAGUUCAAAACUGGGUCACAUGAGCUCAAAAACUAGGUCAGUAGGUCAAAUAAUAGAAAAAACGACGUCAUACUCAAAACUGGGUCAUGUGGGAAGAGGUGAGCGAUUCAGGACCAUCAUGGUCCUCUUGUUCGCUGUAGUAUAAUUAAGAAAUAAUAUAUCCCAAACAGUGAUUUGUGGUUGAAUAAUUUCAUUAUAUGGAGUACAUAUGCGAAGGACUGCAUCCUAAUGACAAACAAUGAUUUUAUUCAAGAGCAAGUCACUGUUUGAGAUAUAUUAUCUCGUUUCUCACACAUUAUCUAAGAUUAUUGUUUACAUCUUCAAAGAUAUUCACGAAAUAUUUUCCUCUUUCAUGUGGUUUUCUUUUCCAUGUGAUGUUUGAUGCCAUGUCAUCAUAAUUAUGACACACAAACAGUACAUGUGUUGCAUAAUAAUACACAUCGUCUUUGUUUAAUAGGGAAAUAUAUGAGCCGCGCCAUGAGAAAACCAACAUAGUGGGUUUGCGACCAGCAUGGAUCCAGACCAGCCUACGCCUCCGCGCAGUCUGGUCAGGAUCCAUGCUGUUCGCUAACAGUUUCUCUAAUAGCAAUAGGCUUUGAAAGCGAACAGCAUGGAUCCUGACCAGACUGCGCGGAUGCGCAGGCUGGUCUGGAUCCAUGCUGGUCGCAAAGCCACUAUGUUGGUUUUCUCACGGCACAGCUCAAAUACAGGUUGUGUCAGAAUUUUAUGAACACUCCCAACACAGAAAAUUGAUAUGUGAAAUUUAAAACAAGGAUUUACUGACAUUCAUUUCAAAUUGGGAUUGCAGUACAGGCUAAUCAGGUAUUCAUAUGGAAUCAUGGUGUUGACAUAGAUGUGACCUUACAGAAGGGGUGGUUAGAAUGUUGGCAUCUCAACCAAAAGGUCUAGGAUUGGAGUCUUGCUGAGGUCACAACCAGACCUUCUUAGUACUGGUUUUUCUAGGAAGUUGAUUCAAAUAAAUUUUAAGCUUUCAUCACAAACUAAAAUAAACUCAUUUUUUAGCUAAUUGCAGAAUUUUUACUGGUGCCUGUAGUUACUAUUUUGACCAUUUUGUUGACCAUUACAAAGACCUAGAUAUCACAGGUUUCUUGUCAUCUAUGAGACAGUUGCCAUUUGAACACUGCAGUCUGUAGACUUAUAUUUUCAUCGUAUGUGUAUAGAAAGUUUUACCUUUGCAAAAUAAAAAUUAAAGUCAUACUAUAAAUGAGAGGCUGAAUUGGUGUGUGAACAUUUUACGAUUGUGUCAAAGGAUCUAUGUUCUUAAUUUAUACUUUAAAAAUAAAUUUUGCAUAGGUGAUCAAGUUUGCCACGAUAAUUCCUAGUCUGUAAAGCUUUUAAUAUGUGCUAGCAGAUAUACAGACACAUUGCAAUGACUCGCUGAAAUCACAUGGAAGGUCUAUGCUUGACAGUUUUACUGAAAUAUUAUUACACUAUAUGUUAUAUCAGAACAAUUUAGGUGAUACACCACUAUUGCAAUUUGGGGUCUCAUUUUGAGCUGAUUUCACUUCAUCUUUAAAGUUUUUUUGAAAUUGUAGACAUUUUUUAUGUGUAUUUGUUUUUGAAGACUCUAUAGUUCUCACUCAGUUUUAUUAACGUUUCAAUAGUUCUCACUCAGUUUUAUUAACGUUUCAAACUAUAGUUCUCACUCAGUUUUAUUAACGUUUCACUAUAGUUCUCACUCUGUGUUGUAUUUGUUUUUGUUUGUACUUAAGUAAAUGUGUUACUUGUGAAAUAUAUUCUAUUAACACUGAUAGGAGACCAGUUAUAUUUUAGGAGUCAUUCUCUUUCACAAGGUCUGAAAAAGCACAGGAAAGUAAUGCUAAAUUACAAGUUAAUAGUUGUAAUUCAGUGUUGAUGUUUUUUUCACUUGCUGAUUUUCUUAUAAAGUGCCCACAUUUCAAACAGAGAGACUUUCAUUGUAGAUAAAAAAAUUGAGUUCAUAAUGAAAAUUUUAUAACAGGAACACAGAGAUUUUCUGUAACAAGGUUUUUAGUUGAUUCCUCCUUAACCUUAAGCCUGCUGGCGGCAAGUGAUUCUGCCUUUGCGACCAGUGCAGACCAAGAUCAGCCUGCACAUCUGUGCAGUCUGAUCAUGGUCUGCACUCUUCGCCAUUCAGUCAGUAUAUUUUUGAUAAGCACCCUUUUUUAACAGUUAAUGGUACUGUCCAAAAUUGAAAGAUGGACAAGUUCAUUAUAGAAAUUUAGCAGGGUAAAGGUUAAAUUUGACAAUAUCAUGAAUAUCAUACAUCAUUCAAAAGAACUCCAGUGGUGGUAUUGGGAAUUCAUAAAGUUUCAAAAUGUCUUGAUUACUAGUAUUUCUGAUUUUUUUGUCAAAAACAAUUUUGAUAGGGUAUUUCCCAUUGUAAAUUUAGGCCUUUUGGGACCAAGAACGUUCUUUUUAUACCUUCUUUAACACCACUUCUGUCUUUACAAAUUUCAAAAAAAACUUCCUUUUUUCAUAGUAUGUGAGUAAUUGUAAACCAGUAAUUGUAAAACAGUAAUUGUAAAAUUGUAAUUGGUUUUUUUUUUUUUUUGUUGAUUUAAGCAUUAUUCAUGUUAAAAAAAAACAACAACUAGAAAUAUAUUAGCAUUAUACUUGUUAAACCAUUUUGUGUUUAAUUUUAUCAUUUGAAAUUUUAAUGUUUGUAUAGUUUUAACAUACGUUGAUGUUUUAAUGGCAGUUAUGCAAUUUUCGGGGAUCAAUAUUGUGUUGUUGUAUUUUUGCCACUCGUAUAUAUAUAUAUAUAGUUUAGUGUAUGUGCACGAGUAGACAGAUUAUAUUUUGUAGUCGCAUCUGUAGAUUUAAUCCUUUGACAAUAGUCAAGGUCAUUUGUAAAAUAUUUCAUUCAUAAUGGAGCUCAAAUUUUGUACUAGAAAUGCAGCAGUUGUUUGGAAGUAUAUGUACCAUCAAAACACAUCUCUGUUUGGUUAUGGAAAAAAGUAAUAAAAAAUAUGUUAAAUUAUUAACAUCUUCUACCCCAUCAAAUGAGUUUAUGGGGCAAUAUUGGAAACACUUUGUUCUAUCUUUUCCCAUCACAAAACAUUUAGAGUGAUAACUUGGACUCCACACAAGGGAAUUUACUGCAACUUGAUACCAUGAUAGAAGGCAAGGAAAGAAAAUGAGAGCACAAGAACGAUAACUCUUUCUUAAAUAAUGAUUAAGAUAACCUCCCUAUUUAUGAGAAGCUAGGGUACAGUUGUCACAAAUCAUAAUUUCUGAACCUGUUUUGCUGAAAUUAGCAAAUCUGAUACAUAAAGACAUAUUGAGUGUAAAAUUAGUAAAUUUAAUGCUUUCCAGGUUCAUCAUGGGUUAUUUUGCAAUCAAACAAUUUGUGAUUGCCAGUGGUUCAGUCCUUCUUUCCAUAACAUGCAUCCAUGAAUCAAAACUGUUCAUAUAGCAUUAUUGCUGUGGUAUUGAUGGAAUACGACACAUAGCUGUUAUGCCCAGAUUCGUAUCAAGGAAUUACUUCAUUUUCAAGAUGUUAGUGUGUGUUAUCAUCUUUUGACUCCAGUGUGCAAGUCAUCUAGAAUAGGCUUUCAGCCACUUUUAAAUUUUCCAUAUUACUGAUAAAUUGUUUUUACGUUAUCUCUGUGCCAGUGUAUGUAUGUCACAGUUUUGUGAAUCUAAUGAUACUUAACACAAAUAUCAGUGGCUUAGAGGGGGAGUGAAGGAGCCCUUUAAAUGGGUAUAUGAGUUACCUUAAGUAAUUGCUCUAGUGUACAUGUGUAUGUUCUGUUCUUACAUAUGAAAAGAAGGACUUUAUCAACAUGAGUAGGACAACGUACUUACAUGUGAAUAAAAUUGAACUGGCAGAAAAGAGUUCCUAACUGCUCAACAGUGUAAAUUAGCACACACACACACACACAAAAAAGUCAUGAAAUCCUACCAUUGUGAAGAUAUGUUUGUAUUUUCUUUUUUUAUUCAUUUCUUUCAUAGUAGUGUUUUUUAUCUACAUUUAUUAAGAUAUUUUUCUUAUGUUUGUGAUUAUAGUAGAAGAACUGUUUAAGGUUUUAAUGGAAUGAAGUGUGAGACCAUAAAUAAAUGUGCUGGUAUACAUGUGCAUUUAAAAAAAAUACAUCUCAUUAAAAUUACAAUUUUCCUCUAAGGCUGAAAGCACAAGUGCAGUAGUCUUCGUAAGUUGUGUAGUUGGGGCAUAUUCCCAUUUGACUUUGUUGUCUGUAUCAUAUAUUUUGGGGAAAAAAUUAAAUGUCUGCUGCAUAGUUUUAUCCUUAUUUGCAAAAUUUAGAAGCACCCAACAUUGAAAGGGUCUAUUACAGACAAGCACAACUGAGAAUUACAGAACUAUGAGAAAACAGUAUUGAAUAAUACUUAAUGUCAUUUUGACAACAGAUACACAAAAUUUAAGUAACAUUACACACAUACUGAACUUUUUUUGUAAAGCUAUUUGUAAAUUUAUAAAUAUGACUUUCAGUUAAUCUAAAAUAAUUACACAAUUUUCUUGGAAGAUACAUGUGAUGUGUAAAGUUUUAAGUCUGAGAAUUGUUUUGUCAGCACCAUAUAAUAUGUUGAAAAAAAAAUUCCUAGGACUGCUGCACUGGGCUUAUAUGUUCAAACUACUGUAUGACUACUUACAUUUUGUGGAGUUCUAAUAUUCCCAUUUCGGCAGGACGUUGGGUGGAGGUGCUUGAAUUUCUUUUUUACAUAACAGUACACAAAACUUGUAUGUGACUUACAAAAAUAUCUUUUGAUAGGUGUUUUUUUUAUUGUUUCCUUGAGGACAUGCAGUGGAUAUUAUAUUUUAAUAACUUCAUUAUUGUUUGACAUAAUCAACAAUUAAUUAUCAUACAGAGAAGCAAAAUAAUUAUGAGAUGUUUUGAUAUGAAAUAGAUACAUAAUUAGGAAAAUGCAUGUGUAACAAUGUCAAACAUCAGUUCUGUUACUUUCCAAUUAAUGUUUUGGGGUGUACUUUCCAAUUAAUGUUUUGGGGUGUUUUCAUACACACAUCAGAUCUAUAGUAGUACACGCCCAUUUUUUUUGUAUGCGUCUUUGUUUAAAUUAUAUUGACAUGUUAUUUCUAAGGUGCAAAAUUGAAGUACAUGUUACUACAAAUAAAUCCAUUUCCUUACUGUAUAGAAAGUUUGAAGUAAUCAAGGAUACAUGCAUUAUAACAUAAAGUCAUGUUAAAUUAUUGAUAAGAUGUUGUUAAUAAUUUAUUAAUACUUAUUAUUCAUAUAAAAAUAAAAUCUUUUUGGCAAUACUUCAAGGAUAGUCAGUAUCCUCCAGUCGCUUCCGUUAUUCUUUUCAGCCUGACAAAUGCGUCCUCAUAAGCACAAAUCUUUUUCAGAGCAAAUAUCUAGAUUUUCUUAAGGUUGGCCAUGAGCUCAAAAUGUUUGCAAAGCAAAUAUAAUUAUGCAUACAGUAAAACAAAGUACAGUUGUAUUUAUCCAUUCUGCAAGACCUCUUGCAUUAUGUUAUAUAAUGUUGAUUUAAAGAUAUAUAUUUUGGAUGAUCAGAUUGGACUGAACAUUAUGUUAGUGUUGUUAAAUUGUGUAAAUAUAGAUAUGGGCGGAAUUAAAUAUGAAAUACCUUG
This is a messenger RNA of Mercenaria mercenaria, 9383 nucleotides long. Its product is annotated as serine/arginine-rich splicing factor 3-like. Gene Ontology annotation, molecular function: RNA binding. Bases 198 to 968 code for a protein of 256 amino acids. Lineage: Eukaryota; Metazoa; Mollusca; Bivalvia; Venerida; Veneridae. The transcript is spliced from 12 exons. The record is from RefSeq and is a predicted model, not a curated record.